Messenger RNA from Chenopodium quinoa (quinoa), 975 nucleotides. RefSeq lists its product as uncharacterized. NCBI's taxonomy places the organism in Eukaryota, Viridiplantae, Streptophyta, Magnoliopsida, Caryophyllales, Amaranthaceae. The record is from RefSeq and is a predicted model, not a curated record. The annotation marks the transcript as partial. The transcript has a single exon.
AUGGCCGAGCCAGAGGGGAAGACUAGCCUCGUGAUUAGGAGGGCCUUGCAAGCACGUGUGGAAGAGGAUGCUGCCCCCCAACGCCAACACAUUUUCAUCACCCGUUGUAGAAUUGGUGACGAGGUAUGUGAUUUGAUUAUUGAUGGAGGGAGUGAGGCUAAUACCGUGUCUAAGACCUUAGUAUCUAAACUUGGUCUAACUACUACUAAUCAUCCACAACCUUACAAGUUGAGUUGGUUAGAUUCAAAUGCUAGCACCGGGGUUAGGAAGCAAUGCAUGGUUUCUUUUUGUGUUGGUUCAUAUUGUGAUUCUAUAUUAUGUGAUGUUGUGUCUAUGGAUGCUUGUCAUAUUCUACUUGGUAGGCCUUGGCAAACUGAUAAAAAAUCUAUACAUGAUGGGUAUCACAAUACGUAUACCAUAGUCCACGAAGGGAGGAAGAAAAAACUACACCCUUUACCACCCCCACGGUUUUCACCAUCACAAACCCCACAAAAAGAAGUAUCCUUGUUGUCUCUUAAAGAGUUUGAGAGGGAGUUGGAAGGUGAGGGAGAGUUGUUCAUGCUAUACUCCAAGGAAACCCACGAAAAAUUUGUUGCUCAUAAUCCUAGGUUAGCCCAAUUGAUUAAGGAUUUUGAGGACGUUUUUCCGGAUGAAUUACCUAAAGGACUACCACCCAUACGAGGAAUUGAGCAUCAAAUUGAUCUCAUUCCCGGAGCACCCUUGCCAAAUAAACCAGCCUAUAGAUGUAACCCUUUAGAAACUAAGGAGUUACAACGACAAAUUGAAGAGCUAAUGGGUAUGGGUUAUGUACGUGAGUCCAUGAGUCCAUGUGCCGUUCCUGCUUUGUUGGUCCCUAAGAAAGAUGGUACUUGGAGAAUGUGUAUUGAUAGUAGAGCCGUUAAUAACAUUACCAUCAAGUACAGGUUUCCAAUUCCAAGGCUUGAUGACAUGCUUGAUGAGUUGAGUGGUUCCAAG